CCAAAGGUGUCGGCCGGCUGCUGGGCAGGCCCUGCGGCGGAGAGCAUGGCCUCUCUAGGGGCCCCCGCGCCUCAGCCAGAGUUACCGGAGCAGAACUGCGAGUACCGAGAGGUGCAGUACUGGGACCAGCGCUACCGGAGCGCUGCCGACUCUGCUCCCUACGAGUGGUUCGGGGACUUUUCUUCCUUCCGUGCCCUCCUAGAGCCGGAGCUGCGGCCGGAAGACCGUAUCCUCGUGCUAGGCUGCGGGAACAGUGCCCUGAGCUACGAGCUGUACCUUGGGGGCUUCCCUGAUGUGACCAGUGUGGAUUACUCAUCAGUAGUGGUGGCUGCCAUGCGGGCUCGCUAUGCCCAUGUGCCCAAGCUGCGCUGGGAGACCAUGGACGUGCGGGCGCUGGGCUUCCCCAGUGGCUCCUUUGACGUGGUGCUUGAGAAGGGCACACUGGAUGCCCUGUUGGCUGGAGAGCAGGAUCCGUGGACCGUGUCCUCUGAAGGUGUCCACACUGUGGACCAGGUGCUGAGUGAGAUGGUGGAGUACAAACGGGCCACGCUGCGGGAUGAAGACGCUCCCGAGACCCCCGUAGAGGGCGGGGCCUCCCCGGACGCCGUGGAGGUGGGAUUCCGGAAGAGGACAAGAUACUUCUUGAGCUCGCGCACCCAGCUGGAGCUGGUCUUGGCAGGUGUCUCUCUACUGCUGGCUGCACUGCUUCUGGGCUGCUUUGUGGCCCUGGGGGUCCAGUACCACAGAGACCCAUCCCACAGCACCUGCCUCACAGAGGCCUGUAUUCAAGUGGCUGGAAAAAUCCUGGAGUCCCUGGACCGUGGGAUGAGCCCCUGUGAGGACUUUUACCAGUUUUCCUGUGGAGGCUGGAUUCGGAGGAACCCCCUGCCCGACGGGCGUUCUCGCUGGAACACCUUCAACAGCCUGUGGGACCAGAACCAGGCCAUACUGAAGCACCUGCUUGAAAACACCACCUUCAACUCCAGCAGUGAGGCUGAGCGGAAGACGCAGCGCUUCUACCUAUCCUGCCUGCAGGUGGAGCGCAUUGAGGAGCUGGGAGCCCAGCCGCUGCGAGACCUCAUUGACAAGAUCGGUGGUUGGAACGUUACUGGGCCCUGGGACCAGGACAACUUCAUGGAGGUGCUGAAGGCAGUAGCAGGGACCUACAGGGCUACCCCCUUUUUCACUGUCUACGUGAGCGCCGACUCUAAGAGUUCCAACAGCAAUGUUAUCCAGGUGGACCAGUCUGGGCUCUUUCUACCCUCUCGAGAUUACUACCUAAACAGGACUGCCAAUGAGAAAGUGCUUACCGCCUACCUGGACUACAUGGAGGAGCUGGGCAUGCUGCUGGGUGGAAGGCCAGCCUCCACACGGGAGCAGAUGCGGCAGGUGCUGGAGCUGGAGAUACAACUGGCCAACAUCACAGUGCCCCAGGACCAGCGGCGGGAUGAGGAGAAGAUCUAUCACAAGAUGAGCAUUGCAGAGCUGCAGGCCCUGGCUCCCUCGAUGGACUGGCUGGAGUUCCUGUCUUUCUUACUGUCACCGCUGGAGCUGAGUGAUUCUGAGCCCGUGGUGGUAUAUGGGAUGGAUUAUUUGCAGCAGGUGUCAGAGCUCAUCAACCGCACGGAGCCAAGCAUCCUGAAUAACUACCUGAUCUGGAACCUGGUGCAGAAGACAACCUCGAGCCUGGACCGCCGCUUUGAGUCUGCGCAAGAGAAGCUGCUGGAGACCCUCUAUGGCACCAAGAAGUCCUGCAUGCCAAGGUGGCAGACCUGCGUCUCCAACACGGAUGACGCCCUUGGCUUCGCUUUGGGCUCCCUCUUUGUGAAGGCCACGUUUGACCGGCAAAGCAAGGAAAUUGCAGAGGGGAUGAUCAGCGAGAUCCGGACGGCCUUUGAGGAUGCCCUGGGACAGCUGGUUUGGAUGGAUGAGAAGACCCGCCAGGCGGCCAAGGAGAAAGCAGAAGCCAUCUAUGACAUGAUUGGUUUCCCAGACUUCAUCCUGGAACCCAAAGAGCUGGAUGAUGUUUAUGAUGGGUAUGAAGUCUCUGAAGAUUCCUUCUUCCAGAACAUGUUGAAUCUGUACAACUUCUCUGCUAAAGUGAUGGCUGACCAGCUCCGCAAGCCUCCCAGCCGGGACCAGUGGAGCAUGACCCCCCAGACAGUGAAUGCCUACUACCUUCCAACCAAGAAUGAAAUUGUCUUCCCUGCCGGCAUCCUGCAGGCCCCCUUCUACGCCCGUAACCACCCCAAGGCUCUGAACUUUGGUGGCAUCGGUGUGGUGAUGGGCCACGAGUUGACACAUGCCUUUGAUGACCAAGGGCGCGAGUAUGACAAGGAAGGGAACCUGCGGCCAUGGUGGCAGAAUGAGUCUCUGGCAGCCUUCCGGAAUCACACAGCCUGCAUGGAGGAGCAGUACAGCCAGUACCAGGUCAACGGGGAGAAGCUCAAUGGCCGCCAGACACUGGGGGAAAACAUCGCUGACAACGGGGGGCUUAAGGCUGCCUACAAUGCUUACAAAGCGUGGCUGAGAAAGCACGGGGAGGAGCAGCAGCUGCCAGCUGUGGGGCUCACCAACCACCAGCUCUUCUUUGUGGGAUUUGCCCAGGUGUGGUGCUCGGUCCGCACACCCGAGAGCUCUCACGAGGGGCUGGUGACCGAUCCCCACAGCCCUGCCCGCUUCCGUGUGCUGGGCACUCUCUCCAACUCCCGUGACUUCCUGCGGCACUUCGGCUGCCCUGUCGGCUCCCCCAUGAACCCAGGGCAGCUGUGUGAGGUGUGGUAGACCUGGGUCCAGGGAGAAAUGGCUGGCUGUUGCCAGGGCCUGGGGCAGCUCGCCCAGCAAGGCUGUUUGCUCCAGGGUUUGGAGAAGGCAAAUGCCAGCCGGGCUGGGUCCAGCCCCUCCACACCACAGGUGACAUGAGUCCCAGUCCCUCCUCAACCACCACAUCGUGCCUCUGCUUUGGAGGUACCCCUGCCUCCAGCAGAGCCCCCACCAUUCACUGUGACAUCUUUGCAUGUCACCCUGCCUGGAGGAGGCCUGGGUAGGGGGCCCCAGCUCCCACAGGAAUGAGUCCGCCUCCUCUGGUUCCAAGCUCCCUCAGCUUGGUGGCCAUAGGGCCUGCUGUGCCUGCCAUACUCUGAUCAGGCAGGGCCUGGGUGGUGUGCCUCCCACACUUCUCCCUGAGGCUCACUCAGUGCUCACUUAGGAGUGGACUCAGCUCCUUUCAGCCCCACCCUCAGGGGCUGCCCCCACCCCAUGUUCCUCAUGCUGCUGCUUCCAACACUGCUGCCAACCCUCAUGACAGACCACCUGUGCUCAGCUCUUAGUGGAAGUCUGAGGGCCUUCCCAAGCCUUCCUGCUGCCUCCCAGUUUCCCUGGGCUCAGAGGGGAAGUGUGUACGUGUAGGGGAUACUAGUUCCUGUGUCCUGGGGUGCAAGUCUUAGGGGGUGACUGAUCCUCCCUGGACCAAACAGGAAAGUACAGCAGGGAGAGGGAAGGACAGAGUUUAUUUUUACAGGGAAGAGGGUGGGGAGGGAGUGGUCUUGGCCCUGUAGGACCCUGUGCCAAUAAAUAGACACGCAUCAGUCA
Equus caballus (horse) is the source of this 3591-nucleotide messenger RNA. It is a transcript of the gene ECE2, whose product is annotated as endothelin converting enzyme 2. Gene Ontology annotation, cellular component: plasma membrane. Gene Ontology annotation, molecular function: metalloendopeptidase activity; S-adenosylmethionine-dependent methyltransferase activity. Gene Ontology annotation, biological process: protein processing. The record is from RefSeq and is a predicted model, not a curated record. Lineage: Eukaryota; Metazoa; Chordata; Mammalia; Perissodactyla; Equidae.